Messenger RNA from Scomber scombrus (Atlantic mackerel), 4183 nucleotides. It is a transcript of the gene ulk1a, whose product is annotated as unc-51 like autophagy activating kinase 1a. Lineage: Eukaryota; Metazoa; Chordata; Actinopteri; Scombriformes; Scombridae. Gene Ontology annotation, cellular component: autophagosome; cytoplasm. The transcript has 27 exons. The coding region runs from base 397 to 3138 and encodes 913 amino acids. The record is from RefSeq and is a predicted model, not a curated record. Gene Ontology annotation, molecular function: ATP binding; protein serine/threonine kinase activity. Gene Ontology annotation, biological process: peptidyl-serine phosphorylation; autophagy; autophagosome organization.
UAUACGAGCUCUCCCUGAAUACAAAUGACGAACUAACAGCACCACUGCGACUUUUUAACUUGUGUUUUUUUCCGGAGAAGCAACAGGGAGCCGUUUGAACAGGUUUGAAUCGUUAAAUAAGCAAAGUGGGACGCUAGUUUUUUUUGUUUACAUACCUUUGUUUAUCCCUACGCACGUUGUUUUAACUUUUCCUCUGGUGACAGCAACUUUUGAAGGCUGUCAUCGAUAUUUUUCUUCGAUGAUAUGACUUUUCACUUGUGAAUACAACGUUUUUCAUGUAUGAAAUGGGAUUUACGGGCACAAGGGAAGUAUUGUGGGACUGUGAGUUUGUUUCAGUCGAAAAAUCAGCCUCCUGAACCUGCUAGGAUACUUUAGCCUCUUUAUUUUUUAUUAUCCAUGGAGUCUGUUGGGAAGUUUGAGUUCAGCAGGAAAGACCUGAUUGGUCACGGUGCCUUUGCAGUUGUGUUCAAAGGCAGACAUAAAGAGAAACGUGACUGGGAAGUUGCUGUGAAGUGUAUCAACAAGAAAAACUUGGCCAAAUCACAAGCUCUUCUUGGCAAAGAAAUCAAAAUAUUGAAGGAACUCAAACAUGAAAAUAUUGUUAGACUGCUGGACUAUCAGGAAAUGGGGGGAUGUGUGUAUCUUGUCAUGGAGUACUGCAACGGAGGUGACCUGGCCGAGUAUCUUCACUCCAAGGGCACGUUAAGUGAGGACACCAUCCGCGUAUUCUUACAGCAGAUCGCUCAAGCCAUGAAGGUUCUGCAGAGCAAAGGCAUUCUCCACAGAGACCUGAAACCCCAGAACAUCUUGCUCUGCCACACAGAGGGGCGCAGGUCCAGUCCCAUCAACACCUGCAUUAAGUUAGCUGAUUUUGGGUUUGCACGUCACCUCCAGACAAACACUAUGGCAGCAACGCUGUGUGGCUCUCCCAUGUACAUGGCACCGGAGGUCAUCAUGUCCCAGAACUACGAUGCCAAGGCUGAUCUGUGGAGCAUAGGCACUAUCAUCUACCAGUGUCUGACCGGAAAGGCACCAUUUCAUGCCAGCACACCACAGGAGCUCCGUCUCUUCUAUGAAAGCAACAGGAACCUCUUACCCAGCAUCCCAAAGGAGACUUCGAGUAAACUAAGACAUCUACUGUUGCGGCUCCUUCAGAGAAACCACAAAGAAAGGAUAAGCUUUGAUGAGUUUUUCCAUCAUCCUUUCUUGGAGACGAGCUCAUCUACAAAGAAGUGCUCUCCAGCUCCCAUGCUCUCCUACCCCAGUUCUGGCUCAGGCAGCUCCUCUAGCAGCUCCUCAACAUCCCAUCUGGCCUCCCUUCAACAUUCCAAUGGGGAGAUGCACCGACUUCAGCCCAAGGUACAGUGCUCCCCUGCACAAGAUACCCCUGACUUCCUGCUGAAAGAAAUAGCCAAUCGAGAAAGCAGGAACACCUCAUCUUACACAGAAGACUAUGUCAUGGUCCCUGCUCAGUAUACCAGUGACUACAUAUGUGAGGAAGGUGGGUCACCCAUUGAGAGUUGCCUGAUAUACAGUGGGACCUCACUACUGGCUGAAAGAAGUCCCGGAGUUGCAGGCAGGAUGCCUCCUCCAUCUCCUGUGCCCCUCAAGCUUACUAGCAAGACUGUUGGAUUCAACAGCAGUAACCGCUGUCGCUCGGAGCCCAUUCCUGUCCCAACUCAGAUCCGAAACUACCAGCGUAUGGUGCAGCCUGUAGGCCUUCAUGGCUCCACCAGGGUCACACUCUGCUGUGCUGGGAGCAGCAAUGAAAGCUCACCACGAUAUGGAGGGAGUAGAUCUCCAGCUUCAGGUGUCAACCCCUGCUCUUCAAGGCUGGCAACUGGAGGAGCCAGACCGCUGCAGUCUUCUCCACUUGUGGCAACUACCCCAAAGAUCUCAGAGCAGACUCUUCCUCUCUGCACAAGAACUGGACGGUUUGCUGUCUCUCCGGACAUGCAAGACACUUUCAGCCCCAAGCAGGUUCAAUCAAGGAUGCCCAACCGAAGCACGACAGCCCCAGACCUGCAGUCCCUUGACAUGUCUCCUGCUUCCCAGAUCAACUUCAGCAGGAAUUCACCCAAUAAAAAUGGCCCUUUUAAAAGAUCACUUAGCACAUGCAAGCUGUCCGACGUGCUUCUUAAGGCUGCCAUUGGAGCUCAACUUCUGGAUGAAGGAAGUGACGAGAGCCUUGGCUAUGAGAAGAGCAUGGACAUCAUAGCUCCACCUACUGGUUGUCAUGCAGGAUUUCCUUCCCCUGACGGCUCACCUGCUGUAGUAUUCAAUAUGGGUUUUUCACCCAAAGAAAACACUCCUCCUGAUGCCAUGGUACCAAGGAUGUUAACAGGCUCCCCCAACUACAUUAACUCAGCCUGGCUACUCAACAGUCGUCCUCUUCAGCGAGAAAGUCGAAGUCGUACAAACAGUGAGACUGAAGCUAUGGAUGCUACUCCACACUGCAGUGUGGUCUUUCACCCUCCAGAGCUCCCUGAAGAUACACUGAUGGAGCAAGCUCACACAGAUGCUCUGAGUGACCUCCGUUUCACCUUGGCUUUUGUCCACUGUGUCAUGGAAUUGGCUUCUUCUAAGGAACCGGGGCUGGAUACAAUCAACAGUCCUGAUGUUUCCUUUUUAGAGCAGAGUUUGGUGACAGAUCAGAUCAGCCUCUUAAGUAAAGAGUGGAGCUAUGCAGAGCAGUUAGUGUUGUACAUGAAGGCUGAAGAGUUUCUGUCAGCAGCACUGCACACUGCUAAAGGGAAUAUCAAAGAAGGCAGACUCCUUCCCUCUGCCACUGUCAAACAAGUUAUCAGGAAGCUGAAUGAGUUGUACAAGACCUGCGUAACAUGCUGUCGCUCCCUCACCACUCGGCUUCAGAGUUUCCUGCUUAACAAACAGAAGCUUAUGGACCGCUUCAAUGGACUCACAGCAGAGAAGCUCAUCUACAACCACACUGUGCACAUGGUAAAGGCUGCAGCUUUGGAUGAGAUGUUCCACUACGGUACAGCAUAUGUCCAGCGCUACCAUAAAGCCCUUCUACUGAUGGAGGGUCUGUCCCGAGUCAUCACAGAGCAAAAGGACAUUGACAGCAUUGAUAAAUGUAAGCAGUGUAUUGAGCGACGUAUUUCAGCUCUGCAGACUUAACUGAGCCCUGCAACUACAUUUCUUUCCUCAUCCAUCUCCCCUCAAUGUACAGUAGAUGGAUCCUCCAAGAUUGUUGAUACACAGAAGCACUUUGAUCUUUCUUAAGGGAAAUGACCACUGGAGCAUCCGCUCCUGUCCCACCACCCAGUCUAUAAUCCUGACAUUUGCACAGAAAAGACUGGAAGUCCUAUUUAGGACACUUUCUUGAAGACAGACUGUUUUAUGAUUGUUUGAAUACUUUGAUCAGGUAACAUUUUCUCAGUAUUUGUUUUGUUACAAACAUGAUAGUGUGUUGUUUUGUGUUUUGCACAUAGAGUAAUCAGAUCAAAUUAUAAAUGAUUUUAAAUGUGUUGUACUUGAAACAAAGAUUACUUAGUUAGGUUGUUUUCUGUAUUUGAAGCUUUUGUGUUGUGUGUACGGUAAAAGUUCACCAGCCCACAGCAGUCAAAAGAUCUUGAAUGAGAUGACCAAAUAUUGCCAAUGUGUAGCAAUACUAGAAAACUGUGCCUGCUUUGUUAUCUUACAGUAGAGAUUUAAAGGUAAUGAGAGUAUGUUUUGAUGUCACACAGAACACCUGUCUUACAGUCAUGUAGACUUGCAUCAUGAAAUGUAUUAAGUAUAUCUUGACAACUGAAUGAGAUUUCAGUUUUACAACUGAUCCAACAAAGCCCUCCCUCAGGUAGUGAUGUACUCAAUAAUGAGAUGCUUUAAGUGACAUUAACUGCAUGCCACAUUUCUUGUGUUUAUGUGUUGUAAGUGUGCACAUCGGUUUUUAUUUUUCACCUGUGUUGAGUUUGGCAUUACAGAAUUUACAGAAUUACAGAAAAAAAAAGUGUUAAUUUAUGAAUUAAUUCAUACAUUAUUUUUGGCUGAUAAUACUGGUUCAUUAGAAUGCAAUAUUUAGUGAAAAUGUUGUGUUAAAACAGAAGUUUGUUUUUGAAUUUAUCAGAAUGCCUUUUCUACUGUUACUUUAUGACUGCCAGUCAAAUUUGCCAAAAUGAAUUGUUACACACUGUGUGAUGAAAAUAAAUAUUUAUUGUCAAAA